Molecule: messenger RNA, 1107 nt
Organism: Parnassius mnemosyne (clouded apollo)
Lineage: Eukaryota; Metazoa; Arthropoda; Insecta; Lepidoptera; Papilionidae
Source: the annotation of a GenBank genome assembly
AUGGCGGUGCAAAAUGCGGUCGUGUUUUUAAACGCCAUUGUCGUUUUGCUGUUCGCUUCAAGUCUCGGCAAUGGCGAAGAAUACAGCCCUAAGCCUGAAAUUGGCUAUCCAGCUGGAUUAAUACCAAACUGUCCAGGCGUCUUGAAAAAUGCUACAAUAAGCUCGAAGAAGAUGCAAAUGUUUCGAAUUGUUAUCCACAAAGUGGCAAACGGGAAAAUUCACAGGAGAAAUUAUCCUAUUGCUUCAGCACCAAAAUCCUUAGUAAAAGAUAAGUUAGUAGAUUUAAAAAAUAAGAAGACCUUACUUUACUGUGGCGGUUUCCUCGACAGUGCUUUCUUUCCCUUCAGUCAGGCGAUAGCUACUGCCUACUCCAAACGUGGAUACAACGUCAUGAUGACAGAAACGUUCGAGUUUCUAACGUAUAUUUAUCCAAAGUCCGUCAGAUUGACUAAAGUGCUGGGGGACAAGAUAGGCGAAUUUUUAAAGAAACUUACCGAACAAGGACUAAAAGUUGAAAAUUUAGAAAUUGUUGGUAUUAGUUUAGGAGCUCAUAUAGCGGGGUAUGCAGCUAAAUACUUAUACGCUGCAACGGGUAAGAAACCGUCAAGGAUCACUGGUUUGGAUCCUGCCGGUCCGUGCUACCGUGCUCUACCGCCGAGUUCAAAACUUCACGCUUCAGAUGCGGACAGAGUAGAUAUAGUUCACACUAAUAUAGAUGGAUUCGGCUUGGCAGAGAAGCUAGGACAUGUAGAUUUUUAUGUAAAUGGAGGAGAGUACCAGCCGGGCGACAUACCUGCCAUCCCUUGCCUUGUGUUGUGUAGUCACGUCAGAUCCGCCUUUUACUGGUGGCAGGCGAUCGAACACCCAAAGAAGUUUAUUGGCGUUAGAUGCAAUUCGAUUCAAGAUGCAAGAUUUGCUAAGUGUUUUAAUAACUCCGAAACUAAUUACCUUGGUUUGGAAACUAAAUUUAAUAGACCAGGCAUAUAUUAUCUGCCAACUUUCAACGAGUUUCCAUAUUAUAGAGGAAAGGAGGGGUUAAAACAAGAGAAUGAGAUUUAUACAUCAGUCAGUCGUUCCAUAAACGCUGUAGAUCUAUUUGAAGUUUAA